Molecule: messenger RNA, 966 nt
Organism: Daucus carota subsp. sativus
Lineage: Eukaryota; Viridiplantae; Streptophyta; Magnoliopsida; Apiales; Apiaceae
Exons: 2
Coding region: 1-966 (321 amino acids)
Source: RefSeq, a predicted model, not a curated record
AUGGGGCUACCAGAUAAGGACAUGACCGUGGAAAACCUAUACUUAUAUGGAUUUGGAGGAAAAGCCAUCAAAGCCAAGCGUACCAUCUGCUUGCCAGUCACCCCAGGAGAGUUCCCCCGGGUAGCCACCCAAGUGGCUGAAUUUGUAAUCAUCGACCAAGCAUCAACACACAACGCACUCAUAGGACGUCCCAUCUUGAAGGACAUGAGAAUUGUCACCUCUAUCUACCAUCUGACUAUGAAGUUCCCCACUCCCGAGGGAGUUGGCUGUGUGAAAGGAAGUCAGUACGAGUCUCGCGAUUGCUACAGCCGGUCGGUCAAAGGAUUUAGAGAUAGAAGGGGAGGAUCACCAAAGAAUACGGAGCCAGUUGAAGACACAGUUGAGGUGCAAGUUACACCGGGGAGUGAUGACAAGGUCCUUAAAAUAGGGUCCCGACUAAGUCCUGAGGUGAGGAGCAAGCUACUAAAAUUCCUAAAAGCCAACCUUGAUGUGUUUUCUAGGAGUCAUGAGGAUAUGAUAGGGAUCGAUCCAGCCGUUAUGUGCCACCAUCUUAACAUCGACCCUACCAAAAAAGGUGCUAGGCAGAAGCGCAGACCAAUAAGUGGAGAAAGAGCCGAGGCCCUACAGGAGGAAGUAGAUCGCCUAAUGAAAGCCGGACUAGUAAAGGAGUCGUUUUACCCAACAUGGUUGGCAAACCCAGUACUCGUGGAAAAACCAAAUGGGAAAUGGCGCACAUGCAUAGACUUCACUAACCUCAACGGGGUGUGCCCCAAGGAUAGCUUUCCGCUCCCUAGAAUUGAUCAACUGGUAGACUCGAUAGCAGGUCAUGCCCUCCUUAGUUUCAUGGAUGCCUAUUCGGGAUACAAUCACAUUCCCAUGUACGAGCCUGAUUUGGAGCACACUCCUUCAUCACAGAUAGAGGUCUAUAUUGUUACAUUGGCAUGCCUUUUGGGCUCAUCCAUGUAG